Molecule: messenger RNA, 1395 nt
Organism: Trypanosoma conorhini
Lineage: Eukaryota; Euglenozoa; Kinetoplastea; Trypanosomatida; Trypanosomatidae
Exons: 1
Coding region: 1-1395 (464 amino acids)
Source: RefSeq, a predicted model, not a curated record
AUGACUGCCGCGGAGUCGUACUCUUUCGCCAUGGUGCGCGGGGACGUGUUUGGACGCGGGCCGGCGAACGCCGCAAGACGGCCGUAUGUGCCGAAAGGGUCGCGCGUGCACCUGAGCGUCACCGCGGCGACGACAUCCGUCCCGUUGGGGGCGUCGCAGCAGCUCGGCGUUCCACGGCGGCUGAGGAAAGGGAGAUGCGGCGAUGGCGAGGGCGGCGAGGACGAUGGGGCGCGCGGAGACACAGCGGCGCCCGACAACGAAGGCCCUGUGCCGGUGGCGUUGAUGGGGCUUAUCUCGACGGACUCCUCGGCGGGCACGCGCCUCGUACGCCGCACCGCGGUGGGGGGGAACGACGGCGGCGGCAGCUUUUGGGACUCCGACGCCGUGCCGUCCGGCCAACGGAUUGGCUGCAUUCAACUCGCCCCGGAGAGUCGUGCGGAGAUGCUCCAGUUCAGUCCUCAUGCGGCCGUGUUUCCCUCGCCGCGGUUGUACGUGGCGGACACGAUAGGGAAUGUUUACUACGCCACACUCCCCGCCACAUCCCUGGCGGAGAUUAGCGAUGAGCCACCGAAGAAGCGGCCGCGCAGAGGGACCGACACUGACGACGCCUUCUGGAGAACUGUUGCCUCCGCGACAACAUCUGAGGGCGGGGUGACGUACGGGGCCCCUGGAUGGUGUGGGCUGCUGCCGUUUUCCUCCGGGCAACUUGUCUGCUGUCGAGAAUUCUUCUUUGACCUUCGUCUUGUUGACGUGCCGGCUGGAACUGUAGUGCGGCAAUACGGUACAAUACACCCAGCCACCGGUGUCACGGCCUGCUCUGGAGUACCUCACGGCGCUGUGGUGGCGGAGGGGCCGGUGGCCACGCUCUACGACAUGCGCUGCCCCGGCGCUGCCCUCACACUGAGCCCCGACAGCACGCGGGAGGUUCCACUUGUCACCAGCCGCUUAACGAGUCCUGCGUCGUACGUAGCGGAUGUGUGUGCCACAUGCAACGACUACGAAGUGGCUGUGGCGGUGGGGCGCUCGCUUUGCGUGCAUGACGUGCGCAAGUGGAGCCGUGUGAGUGUUAGCACGAAUACCCUGAAGUACGAAAUCGCCUCCAUCGCCGCGUUCGCCUCGGGCAAGGCCGUGGUUGUCGCCGGGAUCGACGCCGAGGUGCGGAUCGUGCCACUGCAGAAAACCCCUCCCGCCGCUGCUGCGCCGGCGAGGGCGGCGGGCAACGGACUGCCGCGGAAGGAGGAGGAUGCGGCGGCGGCGUCGCCCGCGUCGUUUAGGAACCGCCUCGACUCGGCGGUGUGCUGCAGAAGCACGUGGAACGGCGGGUGGGUGGCGGGCCUUGACGGGGUCUCCGCCACGGGGGUGUCGGCGGACCAUGAGGUGUUCGUUGCCUUUUAG